UGAAUGUCUUUGAUUGGGAGUCGUGAGCAACAGGAGUACAUCUGUGAUUGAUUAACGACCGAGUUGUUCUUGAAACCUCAACAUUUGGCAGAUGAGUAUUGUCACAUUUGUGUGAUGUAUCUUAUACUAAUGAGUUACCCACCUUUUGAACUCUUUAGGAACAGAUUGCCUCUACAUCAUUAUACACCUUGAUAUCAUCUUGUAUUCUACUGCUGCUUCCAUACUUGCACACUCAAUUACCUAGAAGUCGCCAAGCUGAUAAUCUGUAAUUCUACCUAUAGACAUAAAACCUGAAGUGUUGGAUCAAACAUAGCCAGUAACCAUGAGGAAUAACGCUGAUGUUCAUUUCGUCGCCCUCACCGCGUUUAUGGUGUCCCUGCUGACAUACAGCCAUGCUUUUGAAGAAGAGGAUCUCGGCCAGAAACACUGUGAUGAAUUAAACAUCAGUGCGGUUACAUCUUAUAAGAUAGCGUCUGUGGAAUUUGACGACGUCUCAGGGACUUUCAUAGCUGUCAUGUGGAUAACCAUUGGUGCUCUAGCAAAAGUCUUCUUCCAUUUCUCGCCGCUGCCCAAGUAUGUCCCGGAGAGCUGCCUCCUCAUUGCCAUUGGCUUCAUUAUCGGAGCCCUCUUCCUGGCCAACACUGCGUCGCCGUUCAAGCCAGAGCUCCAGGCCCACAUCUUCUUCCUCUACCUCCUACCGCCCAUCAUGAUGGAGGCGGGGUACUUCAUGCCUCAGGCUGCUUUCUGGAAUAACAUAGGCAGUAUCCUCAUGUUCGCCGUCGUCGGGACCCUCAUCAACGCCUUCACCAUCGGAUUGUCUCUGUGGGGCGUCUCUAUGGGCGGACUUCUCCGUGGAAAUACAACCAUCAAUUUCUUGGAGUGUAUGACCUUCAGCAGUCUCAUCUCUGCUGUGGAUCCUGUCGCUGUUCUGGCCGUCUUUGAGGAGAUUCAUGUCAAUCAAGUCCUUCACAUUCUGGUCUUUGGAGAAUCACUGCUCAAUGAUGCUGUCACAGUGGUGCUGUACCGUGUCUUUGAAUCUUUCAACGAGAUCGGAGGAGAACACCUUGCAACUCAGGACAUCAUCUUCGGCUUCAUCUCCUUCUUCGUGGUCGCGUUCGGAGGUAUCCUGAUCGGUCUCAUCAUGGGUUUCCUCACAGCGCUCAUCACCAAGUACACCUACAAGGUACGCGUCAUCGAGCCCAUCUUCGUCUUCGUCAUGGCCUACCUCUCCUACAUCAUAGCUGAGAUGCUCACCUUGUCCAGUAUCCUUGCGAUCGUCACAUGUUCGAUGUUCAUGAAGCCUUACGUGGAGCAGAACAUCUCCACCAAGUCUCACACCACCAUCAAAUACUUCCUCAAGAUGCUGAGUAGUAUCAGUGAGACCAUCAUCUUCAUCUUCUUAGGGACUACAUCACUCAGCAAAGAGGCCCAUCAGUGGGACACGGCGUUUGUUCUCUUCACUCUCCUCUUCUGCUCCGUGUAUAGGGCUAUAGGUGUAUUCGUACAGGUAACGAUCCUGAAUCGCUUCCGACUAUUCAAGAUCAACCGACGCUCUCAGUUCAUCAUGACGUAUGGAGGCAUCCGCGGUGCUAUCGCUUUCUCGUUGGUGGCGCUCUUGUGUUCUAAAGUCAUCAGCGCAAAGCCCAUCUUCUUCACCACAACCGUAGUGAUCAUCAUGUUCACAGUCUUUGUACAGGGUAUUACUAUCAAACCUCUUGUGAACUUUCUGCACAUCCAAAAAGCAGAGAAGAGGAAACCAACGAUGAAUGAAGAAAUUUACGAGAGGUUUAACAGCCAUCUAAUGGCGGGUGUGGAGGAUAUAGUUGGUCACCAUGGACAUCAUUGGAUCAAAGAAAAAUGGGAAGAGGUCAACCAUAAAUUCCUUGAGAAGUUACUGGUGAAGGAACCAAAGGUGAACAGAGACGGAGAAAUCCUUAACGUCUACAAGCGUUUGAAAGAGAAAGAAACUCGGGAGGGGAUUGAGGGUAAUAAAAAUUUCCAUCUUUCUCCUUCAACUGGAGACCUCAUCUCGCGAAAUCAAAGUGAAGCCUCUCUUCUCAACCAGGAGGUAACUGACCCCGCUCUGAGACAGCGUAAACCUGACCACGUUGAAAGUAUGGCAAUUCAAGAAGGAACAGAAGAAUCACCCAAACGUAGGAAGUCCUCCUUUACAAAUCAGCUGGAUGCCUUCAAGAAGAGUGCUUAUAGACCUCGUCAGGCUCACACUGUGCGUCAGUCCCGUUACUUCUUGGAUGAUGAGGAGAUCAAGGAUCACGAGGAGAAACCUCUGGCAGAGCGUAGCCUUCACAUCCUGCAUCGUCACAAGACAAAGAAGAUGCGGGCGAACAAGACGCAGAAGGGCAACACUCGUAAGCGUUCCGGUUCGGCCAUUCGUAACAUGUUCAAGAGCCGCAGCGGUAACAACCUGGACGUUAGUGGUGAUGCCCAACAACCCAAAGAGGCAUACAGGAAAAGCCUAACACCCCCUGCUCCCACCAUCAUCAUCACACCACAAACGCCAAGCGCCAGCAGUGAUCAGGGAAUAACUUUCAGCGUCAAAUCAGCAACGUCGCCGAAUGGCAAAGAUGGAGUUGAACCUGGAGCCGAUGCUGUUGCUGAUAUGGGACCAGCCCAGGUGGACGUCACCGAGCCAUCAACCAGCGCUGAUGAGCAGAAGAGGUCACCAGAAGAUGUCCAGUUCUCUGUCGAGGAUGAAAAAUCAAAAGAGAAAGAGACCGGCUUUUAGCUCAUCUCAUCUCAUCAUGUCAUUUGUCUAAUAUUUUGUUCCCUUUUGCCUUCCAUGACCAACAAUAUGAAAUAGUGAGGAUUGAAAUAUUGUCUUUCAAACUGUUGUUGAACUUAUCAUCUUAAAUGGGAUGGUUAGAUCAAGAUGGAAUUUGUAGAUUGUCGAUCAAUGGUGGAGAAUAUCUGUAGAAUUUAAGCUUAAAGAUUGUACUGUACAUUUAUGUAAAAUUACUAUAUAGAUAUGACUAGUAUAUUAUUGUGACUUUAAGUGACAUGCAAAUACAUUUUGUACUAAUAAUCAUCUUGAAGUACAAUCAUACUUUUCUUUGGUAUCCUUAUUAGUUAUAUCAUUUUAUUGGUAAUGAUUUUUUUUUUCUUUCUUGUAAUGCUAGCUGUCUUUCUGUUAUUGAAUUAUAUGUCAGAAUAUAGAAGGAUUGAGACUUAUUUUUCUUUUGCAAUAUCCACAUGUAUAUGGUGGAAUGAACCUGGGGGUGUUUCACAAAGAUUCUAAGUCAAACUUAACUCUAAGUUGGACUUAA
Messenger RNA from Strongylocentrotus purpuratus (purple sea urchin), 3284 nucleotides. Its product is annotated as probable Na(+)/H(+) antiporter nhx-9. The record is from RefSeq and is a predicted model, not a curated record. NCBI's taxonomy places the organism in Eukaryota, Metazoa, Echinodermata, Echinoidea, Camarodonta, Strongylocentrotidae. The coding region runs from base 323 to 2746 and encodes 807 amino acids. Gene Ontology annotation, molecular function: sodium:proton antiporter activity. Gene Ontology annotation, cellular component: membrane. The transcript has 13 exons. Gene Ontology annotation, biological process: regulation of pH; sodium ion transport; proton transmembrane transport.